GAGAAACAGCCCCAGGGCAGCGUGAGAAUACAACGAGGGGCUGCCCGUAAGCUCGCACCCCGAGUCUUUUCUCGGUCGGCCGGUUGCACGGUGCUUUGCGGCUGCCGUCAAGCGCGGCGGAGGCCGGCCGGGCCGAAGGCGCCAUGGCGGCAGGCCUGCUGCCUAGCGCCAGGGCGGUGCUGGCGCUGCUGUUCUUGGGACUCGCGCUGCUGAGCGUUGGGCCUGCUCCGGCACAGGCUCUACACAAUGUCACGGCCGAGCUCUUUGGGGGUGAGGCCUGGGGCACCCUGGCGGCCUUCGGUGACCUCAACUCCGACAAACAGACGGACCUCUUCGUGCUGCGGGAAAGAAAUGACUUAAUCGUCUUUUUGGCAGAUCAGAGUGCACCCUAUUUUAAACCCAAGGUAAAGGUGUCCUUGAAGAAUUUCAGUGCAUUGGUAACAAGUGUAGUCCCUGGUGAUUAUGAUGGGGACUCACAAAUGGAUGUCCUGCUCACAUAUUUUCCCCAAAAUCAUAGCAACAAUGAAUUAGGAGCUGUUAUCUUCUGGGGACAAAAUCAAACAUUAGAUCCUAAAAACAUGACCAUACUCAAUAGGACUUUUCAUGACCAGCCACUGAUUAUGGACUUCAACGGUGAUCUAAUUCCUGAUGUGUUUGCUAUCACAAAUGAAUCCAGCCAGCCGCAGAUACUGUUAGGAGGAGAUUUGUCAUGGCAUCCUGCCUUGACCACUAAGAGUAAAAUGCGGGACCCACAUUCUCAUGCAUUUAUUGAUCUGACUGAAGAUUUUACAGCAGAUUUAUUCCUUACAACAUUGUCUGCCUCUAAUACCUUCCAGUUUGAGAUAUGGGAAAAUUUGGGUGGAAACUUCUCUAUCCGUAGUGUCUUUGAAAAACCUAAAAAUCUGGUGGUGGUUGGACAGUCAGCAUUCGCAGACUUUGAUGGAGAUGGACACAUGGAUCACUUGCUGCCAGGCUGUGAAGAUAAGGACUGUCAGAAAAGUGCCAUUUAUUUAAUGAGAUCAGGAACAGGACAGUGGGCUCCUGUGCUUCAGGAUUUUAGCAAUAAGGGCACACUCUGGGGCUUUGUCCCAUUCGUGCAUGAAGAGCGGCCAACUGCAAUUCCAGUUCCACUCACACUUCACAUUGGAGACUACAACAUGGACGGCUACCCUGAUGCUCUGGCCAUAUUAAAGAAUACAUCUGGAAGCAAUCAGCAAGCCUUCUUACUGGAGAAUGUCCCGUGCAAUAAUGCGAGCUGUGAGGAAGUGCACCGGAUGUUCAAAGUCUACUGGGACCUAGCAGGCCUGAAUCUAAUCAAAGACGCCAUGGUUGCCACCUUUUUUGACAUUUAUGAAGAUGGGAUCUUGGACAUUAUAGUCCUCAGUAAAGGAUACACCAAGAGUGAUGUUGCCAUCCACACACUCAAAAAUAACUUUGAAGCAGAUGCGUAUUUUGUUAAAGUCAUUGUUCUUAGUGGUCUAUGUUCUAGUGACUGUCCUCGUAAGAUAACACCCUUUGGAGUGAAUCAGCCUGGACCUUAUAUCAUGUACACAACAGUAGAUGCAAAUGGGUAUCUGAAAAAUGGCUCAGCUGGGCAGCUUAGCCAGUCAGCACACUUAGCUCUCCAGCUGCCUUACAAUGUGCUUGGUUUAGGCCGAAGUGCCAAUUUCCUGGACCAUCUUUUUGUUGGCAUUCCCCGUCCAUCUGGAGAGAAGUCUAUAAGGAAACAAGAGUGGACAGCAAUCAUUCCAAAUUCGCAGCUGAUUGUCAUCCCAUACCCUCACAGUGUCCCGAGAAGCUGGAGUGCCAAGUUGUACCUGACACCAAGUAACAUUGUCCUGCUGACUGCGGUAGCCCUCACCGGCGUCUGCGUCUUCAUCCUGGCAAUAAUCGCCAUUUUACACUGGCAGGAAAAGAAAGCUGACGACAGGGAAAAGCGGCAAGAAGCACAUCGCUUCCACUUUGACGCUAUGUGAUUCUGCUUUCAGUGGUACAUCCUGGAAGUCACUUGAUUAGCGAAACACUAAACUUUGACUCCUAGUAAAAAAAAUAAUGGAUCUGAGAUAUUUAUAAAUUAUGCCUUCCUUGUCAAUUAUUGGAAAAUACUGAAAUAAAUAUGGCCUGCAUAUCUCAUAAGGUCUGCUUUAAGCACUCUGUAUAUAAUAACCUAGCUUCUUUAUUCAGUGGUACUGAGCAUUCUGUUCCUCUGUGGAAUGUGUUGCAUGUGCUCUGGUAUUUGUGUUUACAAUGUUGUUAGAAUUACGAUGGUGGAAGGACAUGUAAAUAAAAACUAUUUAAACAACCUGGGGCCAGGACAUUGUUCCACCUAAAUUGAUCUUGCUUUUUAUCUUAAAAAUGCACACUUUCUCAACUAUGUGGCAGAUAAAGUUAUUCAACUAACAUUCUUCACUGCAGGGCAGAGCUCUGAGUGGCAUGGAAUGAGACUAAUUAGCCAGGCUUUGGAAUCUCAGUAGGACAGACUGCCUUAGAUGCCUGGUUCUACAGCUUACAACUCUCUGAAUCUGGCUACUGCUUAGCCUCUCUGUAAGCCGCAGUCUUGUUUAUAUGAUGUGGCUUAUAUGCCUGUUCACUUGAGUUAUCGUGGAUGUAUACUGACUGAUGCACACAGUGAUCACUUGAGUUAUCAUGGAUGUACACUGUCUGAUGCACAUGUGAUCACUUGAGUUAUCAUGAAUGUACAUUGUUAUAUGAUGCACAUGUGUUCACUUGAGUUAUCAUGGAUGUACAUUGUCUGAUGCACAUGGUGUACUUAGCUCAGUGCCUGAGCAAACAGGAAGUGUUCACCAAGCGGAGGCUGUCCUUGCUCUUGCCGGUGAUUUAAUCUACUACUGUAUAGAAUGGAUCAUUAUUAUAGACAUAAGGACAUACUCUUUGGAAAGCUUAAAUUAUUGGUGGUACAUAUCUCAUAUAAUUAAUUUGUUUGACUAGCUAUAUAAUACUACCCAAGAGUAAAUGUAUCCUAAAACCUGGUACUUGAAUACUGAUCCUUGUACAGUGAUGUAAAUCAUUUGGUCUCUUGAAAGAAAGCUGACAGAGGCAAACUCUGGGGGUGCAAACUGCCGUCACAGCUCUGCUCGCAGGACGGGAAAGUCAGUCUCAGUUCUCUUCAGACCACAGGGUUCAUACUAUGAACUUUACAUUGCCAAAAUUCACUUUAAAAUUAUUUAAAUUAGAGUUGAGGAGAGAGGUGAUAUUCAGAUUACUAAGACAUGCUGUGGCUGUAAACUAUAAAAAUUCCUCUAGAACAGUUUUGUCUGUGUUAUUUUCCCCACUGCAGUUCACUGAAGGGCAUGUGCUCCUUUUUAUUUCUAUUUAAGCAUGUUAAUGUAUCGUCUUAAUAAAUACUCCUUACUGAUUGAAAAAA
This is a messenger RNA of Rattus norvegicus (Norway rat), 3385 nucleotides long. It is a transcript of the gene Itfg1, whose product is annotated as integrin alpha FG-GAP repeat containing 1. Gene Ontology annotation, cellular component: extracellular region; plasma membrane. The record is from RefSeq and is marked provisional. NCBI's taxonomy places the organism in Eukaryota, Metazoa, Chordata, Mammalia, Rodentia, Muridae. Bases 144 to 1976 code for a protein of 610 amino acids. The transcript is spliced from 18 exons.